AUGGUCACCGUGCGCUUUUCAGAGUUUGAGGCUUGCGUGUCAACGAUCCUCAGUAAAGUGAAAGAGGCUCUUGGUCAGCAGGAGUCAAUCACAUUGACUGAUAGCCAGGGCAAUAAGAUUAUUGACUCCGAAGGCACUAGAGGCACAUGCCACCCUUACAACAACAUUGACCCUAUCAGAGACCGAAAUAGCAUCUAUAAGGGCUGGAUUUUCCUGUUUGAUCUGCAAAGGUCCUCUGAACAAACCAGUCUUCUCAACAUGCUGCAGAAGCUUCAUUGGUUGCAGUAG
Molecule: messenger RNA, 288 nt
Organism: Knipowitschia caucasica
Lineage: Eukaryota; Metazoa; Chordata; Actinopteri; Gobiiformes; Gobiidae
Source: the annotation of a GenBank genome assembly